Micropterus dolomieu (smallmouth bass) is the source of this 1203-nucleotide messenger RNA. RefSeq names its product homeobox protein Hox-B1a-like. Gene Ontology annotation, cellular component: nucleus. Gene Ontology annotation, molecular function: RNA polymerase II cis-regulatory region sequence-specific DNA binding; DNA-binding transcription factor activity, RNA polymerase II-specific. NCBI's taxonomy places the organism in Eukaryota, Metazoa, Chordata, Actinopteri, Centrarchiformes, Centrarchidae. The coding region runs from base 1 to 1203 and encodes 400 amino acids. The record is from RefSeq and is a predicted model, not a curated record. The transcript has 2 exons. Gene Ontology annotation, biological process: regulation of transcription by RNA polymerase II.
AUGGACAACAUGAACUCUUUUGUGGAAUACUCUAUUUGUAACCGACCGGGCACCGGCGCUUAUUCUGCGCCUAAAUCUGGAUACCACCACCACCAUCAUCAUCUGCAUCACCACCACCAUCCUCUGGAUCAGCAUCAGGGCUUCUCGGUGGCCUCCGGCGCCUUCCACACGGGACCCGCCGGAUCUCCAGCUCUCGUUAACGGGACUCGAAGCGACAGCAGCGCAGGCGGAGCGAGUUACACCGGGGAUGGGAGGCUGUACGGGGGCACCGGUGAAGGAGUGCACGGGACCAUAGGGACAACCGAGCAUCAUCAGCAACAUCCCCAUCCUCAUCAUCAUGAGCAACAGCAGCAUCAGCAGACGCACAACGGCUACCAUCAUCAUCCUCACCUUCACCAAACGCAAAGCUUACAAAGCGGAAUCUUGUCUCCCUAUAAUAACGGGAGCAGCGGAAACACCGGGGCCUAUGCGGGUCAGGCGUGCGCCACAAACUCGGAGUACGCUGCUGCGACGGGCCCUCCCAACAGCGUUCACCCCCAGUAUUUCAUGGAGGAGUCUGUGGCCUCCACAUACUAUCAAUCAACCUUUCCCAGCUCUGCCCCCACCGUCGGCCCCAGCUACGGGGCCCUGGCCGGGGCCUAUUGCGGGCCUCAAGGCGCUCUGGCCGGGUCACAGUACCCGCAGCACCUUGGCGGGGGUUUGGACGCAGCGGGAUACCUGGGGCUUCCACACGGGGGAGGUUGCGGGGAGCUACCGGUCUCUCAGGAGCGAGAGAGGGGAGAUGAGGAGGGCCAGCAGGCCGGGCAAGGGCAAACCUUCGACUGGAUGAAGGUGAAGAGGAAUCCGCCUAAAACAGUCAAAGUGCCGGACUUCGGCCUCGCGGGCGCACACAACAACGCCAUGCGCACCAAUUUCAGCACGCGGCAGCUGACUGAGCUGGAGAAGGAGUUCCACUUCAGCAAGUAUCUGACGCGGGCGCGGCGCGUGGAGAUCGCCGCCACGCUCGAGCUCAACGAGACUCAGGUGAAGAUCUGGUUCCAGAACAGGCGUAUGAAGCAGAAGAAGCGCGAGCGGGAGGGCGCCUCCGCCACGGCGCGCUCCUCCUCCUCGGGCACGGACGGCGGGUUCAACAAGGAGCUGGAGGACACCGACCACUCCUCCGCCUCCACGUCUCCAGGCGCGUCCCCGAGCUCGGAGACGUAG